Molecule: messenger RNA, 1544 nt
Organism: Drosophila navojoa
Lineage: Eukaryota; Metazoa; Arthropoda; Insecta; Diptera; Drosophilidae
Gene: Teh2
Product: tipE homolog 2 phospholipid transfer protein
Biological process (GO): regulation of sodium ion transport
Cellular component (GO): plasma membrane
Molecular function (GO): sodium channel regulator activity
Source: RefSeq, a predicted model, not a curated record
AAUUUUAACAAAACAAAAAUAAAAAGAAAACUUAGAUUAAACCUAAUAAAUCAAUAAAAUAUCCAUUUCGAAAGAAGAAAAUAAGCGCAGCAGAGAGAAACUUGAGGAAAAUUGGAAAUCGAGAAGCAGAGCGCAGAGAGGAAAAGCUCUUGGCAAAAAGUUAUUUAUUGUUGUAGGCUUAGCGAGCAGCAAACGUUAGCGUGUUCAUUUUUAAGGCUUUUAGAGAUAGAAUACUCAAAAAAUAGGAAAAAUCUUUUAUCCACACACACACACACACAUACAGACAGACAGACAUAAGCAAUCAUGAAGAAGAGCUCCACAUUGACGACCACCACAUCGAUGCCAACGUCUCCGACGCUGUCGGCGCAAACGCUCUCGGCCAGCAAAAUGAGCCUGAGCAGCAGCCGUUCGGGCCGAUCCUCGUGUCAAUCGCAUGGACCCGUCAGACCAGGCAGCGGAUGCGUCGAUGCGAUUAAAGCCAAGCGAGAGGAGAUCGAAAUCGAUACCAUACUCGAGAAGGCGAAGUUCUACACCUCCGUGUGCCUUGGUACGACUGCCAUUUUGUCGGUAUUCACAUUUCUCUUCCUGAUACCCUUUGUUGUGGAUCCCGCAAUUUCAACAAUCAUUGCCGACUACGAUCCGGUGCCGGUGACUUGCGUUGUCAUCGAUCACAUCUAUGCGGAGGGCAUUAAGAAUUGCAGCUGGAGUUCGUGUCGCGAGGGCUGCACCUCAUCACUCACCAAGUGCCAUCAGUUGUUUGUCAACUAUACGCGAAUACCCUUUAGCGAAUGGGAGCGCAAUCCUCGAGACUUGGAGCGCGUCAAUUGGGACGUUAGCUACACAAAGUUCUUAAUCAACUCCGAGGGCUGCGGCUAUCCGCCGACAACCAAUUGCAGCGUUUUCGCCAGACAAUAUGGCUUCAAUCACAUUGGCGAGCCUUUUCCCUGCUACUAUAGUCGCGCCUAUCCGGAGGUGGUCAUCGGGCGUUACUCAUGGGAGAACAAUCUCUACCAUCUGGUGCUCUCGCUGAUCAUACCAAAUGUUCUAUUUGCCAUUUCGAUUGGUGUCUUGAGCUAUUGGUAUUGCCCCUGCUGUGAGAAGGCGUGCAAUAAGUCAUCGCGUGUUUAUGCCGAAAAGUUUCCAACCAAGGAAGAGAUCGUUAACUGCAUGAAAUGUAAUACGGAAAAGUCCUUAACUUUGAAUGUAUUUUGAAUAACUAAAAGCGACAGUGCCUGAAUUUUGAAAAUGAAAUUGAAGUAGGACUACAAACAAAUAAACUAAAUCUAAGAAAAGCUCUAUGUAACCAAAAACAAAUCUCAGCACGCUCAGUACACCCAAUGCAAACAGCAAAAGUAAAAGCAAAAAUGCUUUCAAAAAGUUACUCUGAAGUGUCCUUAGCAAAUAUAUUUUCUUGUUGAUCUCAGCUUCAAGCUAAGCCACCAUAUUGUAUGAAUAUUACCAAAUACACCUCAAGGGCGUUUAGUUAGACCCAUUUUUUCAACUCUCUACAAGACUUUUUCUUCUAAACUAACAGAGCACAAAAC